AUGUCUGUGGAGAGGAGGAGGUCGGAAGGCAGCCCAGAGAAGACGGGAAAGGUGAGCCUCGGCCCUGGGGAUGACUUGAACGACGGAAGCUCUUCUGUGAUGGGUUGCAAGUGCUGUCCUGGCAGGAGCGGCGGGGACGAGGGAGGACACAGAACUCUGAGGGAAGCCGCGGUGGACGGCCAGCGGCAUCCUCGGGAGGGAAGAGAGGUUCAGGUGACACAGACUUGGGUGGACAGUGACUGGGAGCUUGAGAGAACCACGGAAGAGCUCAGGAGAUGCCGGAGGAGGCAGGGCUCGUAG
Molecule: messenger RNA, 300 nt
Organism: Rangifer tarandus platyrhynchus (Svalbard reindeer)
Lineage: Eukaryota; Metazoa; Chordata; Mammalia; Artiodactyla; Cervidae
Source: the annotation of a GenBank genome assembly